AUCACGCGGUCUGAGGCGGCGGCGGCGCCCCCGGGCUCAGCCCCGCAGCCCCCUCAGGCAGAGGCGCCGCCGCGGUGCCCGGCGGAGGAUGGUGCGCGCCGUGCGGGCCGCUCCCCGCAGCCUCAGCCGCAGCAGCGCCUCAGCCGAGCGGGCCGCGGCGGGCAGCCGACCCCCGCACCGGGCGUGCGGCCGGCCGGCGCGCUGAGGCUCGGACGCCGGAGCCCGGGCGACGCCGCGAUCGCAGCGGCCAUGGGGGCCCUGACGAGCCGGCAGCACGCGGGCGUGGAGGAGGUGGACAUCCCGUCCAAUUCCGUGUACCGCUACCCGCCCAAGUCCGGCAGCUAUUUUGCCAGCCACUUCAUCAUGGGAGGAGAGAAGUUUGACUCCACGCAUCCGGAGGGUUACCUGUUUGGCGAGAACAGCGACCUGAACUUCCUGGGAAACAGGCCGGUGGCGUUCCCUUACGCUGCCCCGCCUCCCCAAGAACCUGUGAAGACUCUGAGAAGCCUGAUCAACAUCCGGAAGGACACGCUGAGACUUGUCAAAUGUGCUGAGGAAGUGAAGAGCCACGGAGAAGAGGCAGGCAAAGCUAAGGUCCACUACAAUGUCGAGUUCACCUUUGACACAGAUGCCCGGGUAGCCAUCACCAUCUACUACCAGGCCACUGAGGAAUUCCAGAAUGGCAUUGCCAGCUACAUUCCAAAAGACAACAGCCUGCAGUCAGAGACCGUGCACUACAAGCGAGGGGUGUGCCAGCAGUUCUGCCUGCCCUCCCAUACCGUGGACCCCUCGGAGUGGGCCGAAGAGGAGCUUGGCUUUGAUCUGGACCGUGAAGUCUACCCUCUGGUAGUGCACGCUGUGGUGGAUGAAGGAGAUGAGUAUUUUGGCCACUGCCACGUGCUUCUGGGCACUUUUGAGAAGCACCCGGACGGGACCUUCUGUGUGAAGCCCCUCAAGCAGAAGCAAGUGGUGGAUGGGGUCAGCUACCUUCUUCAGGAGAUCUAUGGGAUUGAAAACAAGUACAACACACAAGAUUCCAAGGUGGCAGAGGACGACGUCAGUGACAACAGCGCUGAGUGUGUGGUGUGUCUCUCUGACGUCCGCGAUACUUUGAUCCUGCCCUGCCGGCACCUCUGCCUCUGCAACACCUGCGCAGACACCCUGCGCUACCAGGCCAACAACUGCCCCAUCUGCCGGCUGCCCUUCCGGGCACUGCUUCAGAUCCGAGCCAUGAGGAAAAAACUGGGCCCUCUGUCCCCAAGCAGCUUUAACCCCAUCAUCUCUUCCCAGACCUCGGACUCUGAGGAGCAUUCAUCCUCAGAGAACAUCCCCCCGGGCUAUGAAGUGGUGUCUCUCCUCGAGGCCCUCAACGGGCCCCUCACCUCGUCCCCGGCAGUGCCUCCCCUUCACGUUCUUGGGGAUGGCCACCUCUCAGGAAUGCUCCCGUCCUAUGGCAGUGAUGGCUACCUGCCCCCUGUUAGGACACUGUCCCCCCUUGACCGCCUGUCUGACUGCAACAACCAAGGACUCAAACUCAAAAAGAGUCUAUCCAAAUCCAUUUCCCAGAAUUCUUCUGUGCUUCACGAAGAGGAAGAUGAGCGCUCUUGCAGUGAGUCAGACACUCAGCUCUCUCAGAGGCUCUCAGUCCAGCACCCUGAAGAGGGGCUGUUGACCAGUCGUCUUGCACAGGGACUCCGCUCUCUUCUACCAUCUCCUCCCCAGAAGGUACCUAAGGGAGUAACUGCAUGCGCCUCCCUCACCUGGUCCACAGCCGUGACUUCCUCUGGGGAUGGGAGCAGUGAGCUGGUGAUUAAACCGGUCCACACUGGAGAAGACCCAGCCAGCAGCAGCCUGGCCCAGUCAGUCAUGUCCAUGGCUUCCUCCCAGAUCAGCACCGACACGGUGUCCUCCAUGUCUGGCUCCUACAUCGCACCUGGUACAGAAGAAGAAGGAGAAGCCCUGCCUUCCCCCCGAGCUGCUAGCAGGGCCCCUUCAGAAGGAGAGGAGACACCAGCAGAGUCCCCAGACAGCAAUUUCGCUGGCCUUCCAGCUGGAGAGCAGGAUGCAGAGGGAAAUGAUAUCAUAGAGGAAGAGGACAGAUCACCUGUGCGAGAAGAUGGCCAGAGGACAUGCGCAUUUCUAGGCAUGGAGUGUGACAAUAACAAUGACUUUGACGUCGCAAGCGUGAAAGCACUGGACAAUAAGCUGUGCUCUGAGGUCUGCUUACCCGCCGCAGCUCCGGAGUCCUGCCCCAUAAACAUUGAGGAAUAGGUACCUGGCAGCAUGAGGAUAACACUGUCAACUGUCGCCAUACCCAGCGCCGGCGCUUAUCCUCCAGCAGCCUGGAGGACCCUGAGGAGAACAGGCCUUGUGUAUGGGAUCCUAUGGCUGUCUGAGGGCAUCUGCACCUCCACCUGGGCGUCCCCUCCUGUCCUUGCCUUCCAUCUGCCCUCACUGGACCACGAGCCUUCUGGUCAUCUUCAACAAGACUCGUGGACUUCCUACUCACAUGAAGGGAGGACGAUGCGCAACCCUCCACCCACCUGCCUCAUCGCCUGUAACCGCGAUUCUUACCCUCUCAGAAAGAACCAGAAGCCUUCCCUCUGUGGGCUAAUACGUGCCAGCCAAACCUGUGGGCCAGCUGAGCUGAGGGUCAGGGCUGGUUGUUUCUGUAGGCUUUCUCUUCUGAGUGGAGACCAAGAAGACUGAAGAGUUUGGCAGCCUUGUUAGACGCCCAUGGACAGGUUUUGGUCUCUGGCACUCAUAAACAAUUAGAAACCUAACUUGAACUGGUUGGGAACUUGCUCCAUGAGGAAGGCCAUCCACUCCGGCCUCCCAGAACACCAGGAGCUCCUUGCCCACGCCUAAGGGAGAGGGUAGCCACCGAACUAUUGGUUGGAAGCCAGAUCUAACAGAGUUGGUCUCCUGCACCUCCGGUGUCCACAGUUAGGAAGAUACCCCUUGCAAGGCCUGUCCUCCUCCAGUGCAGUCAGGAAGGCCUACUGGGCCACUUCCCUGCAGUGCUUGGGCAGGCUCUUCCCAUAUCGUCACUACAGCCACUGAGGGGGUCUUGAACCCAGCUAACCACUUCUCUGCCCUCUUUGUAAUAGCUGAAGAACUAGGCUAAGAGCUGAGGCCCAGUGGUUCUCAAACUGGUGCACAGGAACACCAAAGGAAUGGUGGAGGCUCUGGGGCCAGAGGAUUAGGAGACCUCCCUACCCUAGUGCAUUCCUCCCCUGCCUUUCAGAUGGGAUAGAUGAGAGGUGGGCUCACCAGUGCUGAGAGAUGCUGUCAGGUUAGCACUCAAAGCCAUAGCAGCAAGCUGGCAGGAAAUUGUUGGGUUCAGUGGGUUUUAACAUGGCUCUAAAGUAGAUGCCUAUCUAGUGGCUUUUGGAACAGAAAGUCGUUCAGCGGAACAUGAGAUGGUUUGGGGAUCAAGAUUAGUGACAGUCACUUAUGAGGGUGCGAUACGAGGAGCUUUAGACUUGCAAGUGUGUUCUUUGAAAGGCUUUCCCCAAAAUGCCAGUGCCCAGGAUCCUGAGGGGAGGUCGGGGGUGGAGAGUCCGGCUGCAAACUUGCCAUGUGGCUGGGAAUGACCUUGAACUUCGGGUUUUCCUGCCGGUACUGCCCAAGAGUUAGGAUCACAGGCCUGCACCACCGCACAGCUCUCCUUUCCAUGGUAAUCCCACUGUUAGGGGCUCUGCUGCGCUGCGGGACGUGGGACAGGCUGAGCUUCAGAUCCCAUGUUGCCCCUUCUGAACACCCUGCUUCCCGUCUUUUACUUCCUCAGCAUCCCGAGGGCCCCUCCCUCCCACACUUAAGGUUUACACCAGUGUAGGCUGAGCAAUAUCCACACCUCCUCAAAAACCAGAACAGAAACAACAGGGAAGUUCCCUGAGCCUGGGACGGCUGCACGGCUGCACGUAGCCCUUCUCCCCUGGCAGGCAGUAGGUAAGCGGUGUUCACAGUGUGGUGUGACCUGGGAGGAGGGGAAGAAGCUGAGAUGAAGGAGAUUCGGGUAAACAGUAGCCACAGUGGCCAGGAACCCUCGAAAAAGCCAUUAUAAUCAGCCCUUCCGUCUCCCUUCACAAGUGCUCAGCCUGAAUUCCAUAAUCCAGGCACCCAGGUUAGCAUACCCUUUGCUCUGCCUUGCUCAUUCCGCCCCUCACUCUGCCCUUUUACUUCUUGGCAAGCAGAAAUAGCCCAUUCACAGGGUGGCCCACUGUCAGCUGCCACACAACCCAGUCCAUUUGGGAACCAUCCCUUUCUUGGGGCUCAAAUGUACAGAGUCAGGCAUGUUCUCCUGGUGCCGUUGGCUCCUCAUCACACAGUAUCUGCACCUUUCCAUGCUUGGUACUGCCCAGAUCUUGGCCUCCUCAAAGAGCCUUUUUGCUUUACCUAAUUUCAUCCCACCAGAGUGUCUAUCCCCUGUGACAUCUGCCAGGCACAGACUCAAACCCUAAGCCAUCCAUCCCACUGGGGAACUAGUCCUGUCCAUCUGGUGUUGGCGUGCUGGCUGCACACUUUGUUUUAGGGCCUGAACACCUGUGUGUAUGUGUGUGUGUAUGUGUGUGUGUGCGUGCGUGUGCUCUGUAUGUGCCAUCUGUGUACCCCUCACAUUCAUGGAGUACACUUAUAGGCACAUUACAGUGGGGACAUCAAGAUGCAAUAUUUAUGGAUUGCUGCAUGAUUCUUAAAAGUGAAUAAAACUGUUUACAGGGGCAAGGGAGCCAUUAAUUACAACGUGAA
Mus musculus (house mouse) is the source of this 4749-nucleotide messenger RNA. It is a transcript of the gene Rnf157, whose product is annotated as ring finger protein 157. The transcript is spliced from 20 exons. The record is from RefSeq and is marked validated. The coding region runs from base 250 to 2271 and encodes 673 amino acids. NCBI's taxonomy places the organism in Eukaryota, Metazoa, Chordata, Mammalia, Rodentia, Muridae. Gene Ontology annotation, molecular function: ubiquitin protein ligase activity. Gene Ontology annotation, cellular component: cytoplasm.